GCUGGGGAGAGGAAUCGCUCCUGCUUGCUUGUACUGUUUGUUCUCUCUUAUUUUCCCCAUCAAGGGUCCCUCUCUAGGCUGUUUGCCCGCUGCGGGCGUGUCCAGUCUGUGGACGUCUGUGAGAAGCCAGAGCCGGGGGAGAAAAAAGAAAAACUCACGUCCAAAUUCUUCAACCUCAAAACUGUAACGGGAUUUCACAUAGCAUAUGUGGUGUUCAGGAAACCAAGUGGUGUCCAGGCAGCUAAGGCCCUGUCACAGGAAGGUCCCUUGCUGAUAUCAACUGAGAGUCACCCUGUGAAAACCGGCAUUAGCAAGUGGAUUGCCAGCUAUGCAGCCUCAGUCGUGGAUUUGGAGGAGCUGAAGGCUGAGGUGGAUGCCUACAUGCAAGACUAUGACAGAAAAAUGGCAGAGGAAGAAGCCAAAGCAGCCAAGGAGGAGGGCGUUCCGGAUGAGGAGGGCUGGGUGAAGGUAACGCGGAAGGGCCGGAAGCCCGGCCUGCCCCGGACAGAGGCUGCCAACCUGCGGGUCCUGGAGAGGGAGAAGCAGAAAAGGGCCCGCAAAGAGCUGCUCAACUUUUAUGCCUGGCAGCAUCGUGAGACCAAGAGAGAGCACAUUGCCCAGUUGAGGAAGAAAUUUGAGGAGGACAAGCAGAGAAUUGCCCUGAUGCGAGCCCAGCGCAAGUUUCGGCCGUACUAAGCUGUGCUGUGCUAUUCCUCAGAUGACUGUGCUGGAGAGGGCGGGAGAGGUGCCUGUGGACUCCACGUACCAAAGGAUUUCAAAGAAUUGAGGCAGCUUCAUGUUGUCCCUGCUCUUGGAUCUGAAAUGGGAGAUCCCAGCAACUGCUGCUGGAGGAGGAGCUUCCUUCACUCCCACUGGUAUCCUGCUCUCACAGCCAGGCUGUCGUUUGGCCCCGUGACACCACUUC
This is a messenger RNA of Antrostomus carolinensis (chuck-will's-widow), 925 nucleotides long. It is a transcript of the gene RRP7A, whose product is annotated as ribosomal RNA processing 7 homolog A. The record is from RefSeq and is a predicted model, not a curated record. Gene Ontology annotation, cellular component: CURI complex; UTP-C complex. Lineage: Eukaryota; Metazoa; Chordata; Aves; Caprimulgiformes; Caprimulgidae. Gene Ontology annotation, biological process: rRNA processing; ribosomal small subunit assembly.